Plectropomus leopardus (leopard coralgrouper) is the source of this 1500-nucleotide messenger RNA. The record is from RefSeq and is a predicted model, not a curated record. Lineage: Eukaryota; Metazoa; Chordata; Actinopteri; Perciformes; Serranidae.
GUGGUUUUUCGAGGCAUUAAAGUAUCCCCGCUCACACCGGCUGGUGGUGCUAAACGGCGUCGCCAUGGCGGUGGUGUUCUUCCUGGUGCGCACCGCCGUCAUGCCGUCUUACUGGGCCAGCGUAUUCGCCACCUUUGGCACUCCGGACUUUGAGCGCCUCGGUUUGGGCGCUCAGGUGGCCUGGAUCACGUCCUGCAUCGCCCUGGACAUCUUGAACACUAUCUGGAUGUACAAGAUCACCCGCGGCUGCUACAAGGUCCUGACCGGGCAAGGAGGACGAAAGGUCAAGGAGGACGCCGAGAAGGACGGGAAGCACGUCAACAACCACACAGACUGAAAGAGAAGUAGAGCAAAGGAUACGACCGACACGAACAGGGAGGGAGGCUGGACAUCCAGGAACCUCACAGCCUCAGCGUCCUUCCCUCUGACCCCCAAUCCAGUCUCCUUGUAGUUGGCUAGUGGACCGAGCUCGUCCUUCAGGUCCUGACCCCGACACGAGACAGAGACACUGCUCUUUGUCUCGCUCAAGCACCAGCCUUCGCAGCCUCCGUGUUAUCCUGCUGGGCGAUAGCUUUCGGUCACAGACGACAUGGUAGAGCUCACAAGCACACUUUUAACUCUGUCUUUCACUCGCCUCCUUCGCCCCCCCCCCCCGUAUCCUCUCACGCUCACCUUCAGCCAAAGCCCGAUCCUCUGAAGUGCCUGUGAAAGACAGGAAAAGCAAUAAUCACGGAGGAACAGGAUCACUAACAGAAGACAACCACCUCUCGCUCGCUGUCGCUCCCCGAGCUCCUCCUGUCGCUCAGACUCCGUCCACGCCGCGAGGAGACCCUCAGAGCGACGUCCUCCCGCCUCCGAUCCAUACAGUGUUUGUGAAUCUAUAGGGCUCUUGUCUUUAAACUCAUCAGACCUCACAAAAAGAGACAGAACAAACACCAUAAUGCCUCUUCUACAGUAUCACCUGCUGUGGCCUCCUGUAACACGUGGCGCCUGCCUGUAUCACCAGCCAUGCCCCUCCAACCUCCGGACUAUCGGGACGAUAUAUCAAACAGCUGAAUAUGCAUGCAGGAGAGACCAGCUCUCCACCACCCUGAGCUUCUUACAGGACCACUUUUGCCUUUUCAGUAUUCAUCGUGUUUGUAUUCUCUUCUUCGACACAUUGAGGUCUGAUUCGGAUCCGUGGAAACCCUCUGCCUCACUGGAUCGACUCCGCCAUCCAGCUCCAACGUUUGCUUUGGUUCUACCUCUCCCAUCGCCUUACAGAGACUUCCUGUCCUCUCGAGUUAAUCAACGUUUUGUCUCCUUUCUCUGUAAAGACUGGUUUUAGCCUUUAACCCUUUAGAACCUGGAUGGACAUCAGUUUUGUUGUGCUGCCCUCAGACACCAUUCACAUUCACAUUUUAACCUCUGGAACCGGAAAAAUCUGGUUCGAUUUCUUUUGAAAACAUGGAGAAAAAAGGCAACGAGCAACUUAGCCAGAAAUGUCCCACCAACCGAAAA